ACUAGAGAAGAAGACAAAAAUCAAGAUGGUAAAAUGGACCAGUUGCACUUUAAGUUGGAACUUCCACUACAACCUACCGAGGAUGUUGUUGGCAUUCAGCUGAUUCUACUCUUUUCCUACCAGCUUUAUAGAAUGUCGACAUUUGUGAUGCAGAGCAUGGCUUUUCUUCAGUUUUUCUCUCCUGUGCCAGGGUCUCAGCUCUAUAUGAAUGGAGACCUGAAGUUGAACCAGAGGCAGUUACUUAACCAUUGUGGACUGGAUACCAGAUACAAUGUGUCUGUGGUCAAUGGCACAAGUCCUUUUGCAAGUGACUAUGAUCUAACAAACAUCAUUGCAGCAUACUGGGAUAGAAAUGUGACAACAGUCUUUUCUGAUCCCAGCCCUGUCUGGAUGACUGGAAGAGCAGCAGAUACACCAUUUGUCAUUGAUGCCACUAUUCGCUAUCCGAUGGAAGUUAUCUUAUAUCCUUUGGAAACUCCAGGAUUCUGGGAAAUCAUUAAAUUUGCCUGGAUCCAGUAUGUCAGCAUCCUCCUUGUCUUCCUUUGGGUGUUUGGCAGGAUUAAGAUGUUUGUGUUCCGGAAUCAGGUGUUGACUACAAUUCCAAUAACACCAGUUCCUCCGGUGUCUCCAGUACUAUCCUACAAGGAGCACCAGUCCUGA
Acanthisitta chloris (rifleman) is the source of this 660-nucleotide messenger RNA. It is a transcript of the gene TMEM231, whose product is annotated as transmembrane protein 231. The annotation marks the transcript as partial. Lineage: Eukaryota; Metazoa; Chordata; Aves; Passeriformes; Acanthisittidae. The transcript is spliced from 5 exons. Gene Ontology annotation, biological process: regulation of protein localization; cilium assembly. Gene Ontology annotation, cellular component: ciliary membrane; ciliary transition zone. The record is from RefSeq and is a predicted model, not a curated record.